AUGCCGCCUACAUUGUUCGGCUUGGGGCAAUCUGCCCUCGCCAUCCUCAUCAUCUUUCUCAUCGCUGGAACCAGAUCUUCACGAAACAUGCAACCCAUUAAAAUCUAUCUGCACCAGGCGUUCUGGUGCUGUAUUGUCGAGACAGCAGUCUGGUGUCCCGCCAAGGUCUUCACAUACUUCACACGCAGCAACCGCCGUCUCCCGCCGAGACUACGUCAGAAACUGAACCCAUUCAUUUCUUUCCUCUGGUGCGAGAUGACCGUCCAUAUCGUCGCACAGUUGGUCCAACCUUUCAUCAUCCACGCAUCACUUUCGCCAGCCCUAACAGAGGUGUCAACGAAUACAAGCGCGCCCAAACCCGACCCUUGGGGGACUCUAGACCAGAGCGUGGUACUCUUCUGUGUAUUUCAGAUCAUCCACAGUGUGUCGCUCUGUGCGGGAUUUGUUCAGAGCAUAUUCGAAUGUCACACAUAUCUCGACUUGCUCAACGUCGAUCCGAUGGAUGUACCCAUAGCCCGCUUGGGUGUACUAGAUGUGCUCGCUGCCGCGCACGGGUGCACAUGCCAUUUAUUCAGCACCGCGGGCCUCCAUAUCGAGCGGAUAGCAACGGGGACGCUCGUGACGAGCCUUACAAUCGCGCAUGAAAACCUAAAUGGGCCGAAAUACUGGGCGUUUACCGCGGCGGCGGGCGCCCUCCUGAUGGUGGCCCAUGCAAACGGGUGGAGGAUGGCCCUAGAAUGGGACGCUCAGCGGAUUGAGCUGAUGGCCGACCGCCGAAGACGGCCCCCUGUCAGGCAGCAGACCAUGUUCGGGGAGUUCAUGGACAGGCUAAGCAUGCGGUGCACAUGGGUGUUGGAGGCGUGGUUCCAGAGGAUGGUGCCCUGGCGACUUCCAAGGCUCGGGCAGUGGCUUUGUUCUGAGCUGGCAGCGCUGUGGCCUGACGGUGAGUUGCAGCAGUUUUAUGUCGAGUGGCAGGCCGAGUUCCCACCACUCGCGCGCCUGGCUCCGUGGAGCCACAACAUUCGCCAUGUCGAUCAGUGGCGGACGGCUGGUCUCACUAGAGACUAUGUGCCGAGGGAUUAUUUGGCCGUUCCUGUUCGUGGACCCACAGGGUGGUUGGGACAGUUGCGCUAUGUAGCACUGGGUAGGAUUCUCGUGGUCCUGGUCUACUUCCUUGAGGCGGCUUUUGCUUGGUUCUUUUUCCUUGCUUUGGCCAUGGCUGGUAUUUUUUGGUACGAGGAACGCAAGGUAAAGCUGAAGUCCAGAAGAGCCUAG
Molecule: messenger RNA, 1275 nt
Organism: Diaporthe citri
Lineage: Eukaryota; Fungi; Ascomycota; Sordariomycetes; Diaporthales; Diaporthaceae
Exons: 1
Coding region: 1-1275 (424 amino acids)
Source: RefSeq, a predicted model, not a curated record